AUGAAGAACACCGGGAGGUUAUGGAGACCUGUUCUCCGGGCGCAGCGUCGGGCCUUCUCGUCAUCGUCGCGCCUGCUAGACAAUUACGCCUUCAUCGGCCUGGGACAGAUGGGAUAUCAGAUGGCGCGAAACCUUCAAGCCAAGUUGCCGCCGAGUGAUACCAUCCGCGUCUUUGACAUCAACAAGGCAGCCGCGGAGAAGUUGGCGCAGGAGAUGAAGGCGCAACAAGCCGGCGGCGCGGCCGCUCAAGUGGCCACAAGCGCGGGAGAUGCGGCGAGGGACGCGGACGCAGUCAUUACCUGCUUACCGGAACCGAACCACGUCAAGUCGGCCUUCGAAUCUAUCCUCUCGGCCCACAAUGCUGCCCAGAAAGGCGAGCUCCACAGUCGGCCCAAACCGCGGCUCUUUAUCGACUGCUCUACGAUCGACCCUACCUCGUCACGAGAGGUCGCCGCAGCCGUGUCCUCCGCCCUGCCGAACGGCCAAGGCAAUUUUGUCGACGCGCCCAUGUCGGGUGGGGUUGUCGGAGCUACCGCUGGUACGUUGACGUUCAUGCUAGGCGCGCCAGAAUGUCUGCUCAGCCGCAUUGAGCCGAUCCUUCUCAGGAUGGGGAAGCGGGUGCUGCACUGCGGUCCGCAAGGGGCCGGUCUCUCGGCCAAGCUUGCGAACAACUACCUGCUUGCGAUUGAGAACAUCGCGACGGCAGAGGCCAUGAAUCUUGGCGUAAAGUGGGGCCUCGACCCGAAGGUUCUUGCCAGCGUUAUCAACGCCAGCACUGGAAGGUGCUGGCCGAGCGAAGUCAACAAUCCCGUGCCCGGUGUCGUGGAAACCGCGCCGGCGUGCCGGGAUUAUACAGGAGGCUUUGGCAUCGGCUUGAUGCGCAAGGACUUGAGGCUGGCCAUCAUCGCGGCGAAGGAGGCUGGCGCUGAGCUUCCUCUGGCCGAGAAAGCGUCAGAAGUGUACCAGGCCGCCGAGGCGGAGGAGAGGUGUAAGGGACGUGAUUUUUCAGUUGUGUAUCGGUGGCUGGGUGGAAAGGAGUAA
This is a messenger RNA of Parathielavia appendiculata, 1041 nucleotides long. RefSeq lists its product as uncharacterized. Gene Ontology annotation, cellular component: mitochondrion. Gene Ontology annotation, molecular function: NADP binding; NAD binding; 3-hydroxyisobutyrate dehydrogenase activity. NCBI's taxonomy places the organism in Eukaryota, Fungi, Ascomycota, Sordariomycetes, Sordariales, Chaetomiaceae. Bases 1 to 1041 code for a protein of 346 amino acids. The transcript is spliced from 3 exons. The record is from RefSeq and is a predicted model, not a curated record. Gene Ontology annotation, biological process: L-valine catabolic process.